CGGGCGGAGGCUGAGAAGGGCGGGCGGCGGCGGGGGGCGGGCGGCGAGUUCCUGGUUAAGCUGGACCACGAGGGCGUGACCUCUCCCAAGAGCAAGAACUGCAAGGCGCUGCACGCGGGCGACAAGGAUGUUGGGCCCCGGUCCGGGCGGGCCCUGCCCAGCCCCAGCUACGGGCACCCCGCCCUCACGGGCAAGGACAGAAAGGGCCGGUCGCCUGUCCACCCGCUGCCCGUAGGACUGGCGCUGCGCAAGUUCGCGGGCCAGGCCGAGUACCCGCUGCCCUGUGACAGUGACUGCCACAGCUCCUACUCAGACGAGGAGGAGGAUGGGCCCAGCCUGGCGCCCGGCGUGCCAUCCCGCUUCCUCGCCCGCCUGUCCGUGUCCUCCUCCUCCUCGGGCUCGUCCACCUCCUCCUCCUCGGGCUCCCUGUCCACCUCCAGCCUCUGCUCCUCGGACGACGAGGCCUCCUCCUACAGCUCGGACGAGGAGGACCCGGCCCUGCUGCUGCAGACCUGUCUCACCCACCCCGUGCCCGCGCUCCUGGCCCAGCCCGAGGCCCUGCGCGCCAAGGGGGGCGGCCCGCAUGCGCACGCCCAGCGCUGCUUCCUGUCC
Molecule: messenger RNA, 612 nt
Organism: Vicugna pacos (alpaca)
Lineage: Eukaryota; Metazoa; Chordata; Mammalia; Artiodactyla; Camelidae
Source: RefSeq, a predicted model, not a curated record